UCCCAUCAUAGGGAUCAGGGCAUAUAAAUGUACAUGCACUCUCCCUCGUCAACCCCGAUCGUAAUCUGGUUGCUUGCUAGCUAACACCAGAGCUCACUCAUAGCGAGAGAAAGAAAGUGAGAAAGAGGAAAGCAGCCCCGAGCACACGAGCGCCAGGGGACACCCCCAAACAGCAGCAAAGACCAGACCUACGCCGUCGCUCAGGCGCACCCAAUACCUUUUCAAGAGUGCAUCAUUUCUUUUGGCACCAUGUCGAGCAACGUCGAGAUUGGAAAGUCCCGGAACGCGGACCUCACCGCACCGACACCUCAAAACACUCCACUCAACACCGCCCCCCUCACCAGGGAAACCCUGUCCAGGCCAACUGUCGGUACCAUCAGCGAAGACAAGGAGGCUGAUGACCAUGCUGGCGCUGCCGCCUCGGUUCUGGCUGCGAACCCAGCCUUGGCUGGGUUGAUCCAGAGCAAGCUCAACACGCUCGUUGGCCGCUCCUCUGGCUACGUCGAGUUGCUGCCAGACUACGUCAAGCGUCGCGUCGAGGGCCUCAAGGGCCUGCAGGUCGAGCACCAAAAGAUCGAGGCUGACUUCCAGAAGGAGAUUCUCCAGCUCGAGAAGAAGUAUGCUGCACGAUACGCUCCGCUGUACGAGAAGCGUGCCAGCAUCAUCGCAGGCAAGCAGGAGCCCACCACCGAGGAGGUCAAGGCUGGCGAGGCGUCCGAAGCUGACGACGAGGAGGCCGAGGACGAGGACGAGGAGGAAGGCGUAGAGGGACAGGAAGCACCAAAGAAGUCACUCGUCGACGUGCCCGCUCCGGCAGAUGGCCAGAAGGGUAUCCCCGAGUUCUGGUUGACAGCGCUGCGCAACCACGUCGCGCUGAACGAGCUAAUCACUGACCGGGACGAGGAGGCACUCAAAGCGCUGGACGACAUCAAGAUGAUCCACCUUCCUGACGGCCAGUCCGGAUUCAAGCUCGAGUUCCACUUUGACCCUUCGCGUAACGACUUCUUCUCCGACGAGGUGCUCACCAAGACGUACUUCUACCAGGAUGAGGUGGGAUACUCGGGCGACCUCGUCUACGACCACGCUGACGGUUGCACGAUUCACUGGAAAGAGGACAAGGACCUGACGCACAAGAUCGAGACUAAGAAGCAGCGCAACAAGAACACCAACCAGACGCGCACCGUCAAGCGCUCCGUUCCCGUCGAGUCGUUCUUCAACUUCUUCUCUCCGCCCAAGCCACCCUCGGCACACGAUGGCGGCGAGCUCGACGUCGAGGACGAGGCGGAGAUUGACGAGCUCGAGGAGCGCCUCGAGCUCGACUACCAGAUCGGCGAGGACCUCAAGGACCGCAUCAUUCCCCACGCCAUCGACUUCUUCACCGGUAAGGCGCUCCAGUACGAGGACAUGGAGGGCCUUGAUGACGACUUUGAGGAUGAGGAUGAGGACGAGGAUGACGAUGAUGACGAAGACCAGGACCACACCACACGCCGUCUCGGCGCCAGUGCAGGCUCGCAGAUGGCUGGCUCGGCUGACGCCGAGCAAUGCCGGCAACAAUAAGCGCGUGCGUGCGUGCACCCGCCCCCAUCCUCAUGACGCUUGUGCUGGAGUUGGGCCCCUCCUACGAUACCUGGCCUCCCCCCUUUCCUCCGAAUGCACCAAGGAACUUGGCUUGUCGUCAUCACAACCGAACCAACAUUUCGCGCCGCGCAUGUGUUGUUUCAGCUUCCAUGUAUCACCCAUCUUCUCCGCGUCUUCCAGUAUCAACCUAUCAGCGAGCGCGAUUGCAUGCGUGCACCCGCAGGAACG
Tilletiaria anomala UBC 951 is the source of this 1806-nucleotide messenger RNA. Its product is annotated as NAP-domain-containing protein. Gene Ontology annotation, cellular component: nucleus; chromatin. Gene Ontology annotation, molecular function: histone binding; chromatin binding. The transcript has 4 exons. Lineage: Eukaryota; Fungi; Basidiomycota; Exobasidiomycetes; Georgefischeriales; Tilletiariaceae. Bases 250 to 1557 code for a protein of 435 amino acids. Gene Ontology annotation, biological process: nucleosome assembly. The record is from RefSeq and is a predicted model, not a curated record.